AUGGCGACCACUAGAGUGAAGCUCAAAGCGCCAGCCGUCGGCCUUGCGCCACGCAUGAUUCUCCUCGCGCUGCUCUUCCUCCUGGUCUCCCCGACUCACGCCUUCUUCCGUCAUCUCUGCCAUGGCACAUUGGGAAAUGGUCGUGUCGACCCGAUCAUGGCCCCUGGUAGUCCUUCCCAACACCUUCACGUUAUGUUUGGUGCUUCCAAUAUGGGGCUUGAUCCUACCCUCGACGACCUGUUGGCUUCCAACUGUACCAGCUGCUCCAUUCUCCAAGACCAUUCCGUUUACUGGAGUCCACUCAUGUACUUCCAACAUGCAAACGGCACAUUCGAAAUGGUCCCCACUGAAGGCGGAUUGACUGUGUAUUAUUUCACUGAGCCAUCUCCGGUCGAUACAACACCUGUGGUCGCAUUCCCUCAGAACUUCCGCAUGAUCGCUGGAAACUCUUUGAAGCGCGCCUUUUAUGGUCCAGUUCCAGAUCCGCCGUCGUCCCUCUGGAAUGGCAGUGACACAACCCAACAAGCGCUGAUGGAGAAAGCUCUCGGCUUCAACUGUCUCAAUUAUAAUCUUCCACCGGAAGGUGCCCGAGAAUACCACUAUCUCCGUAACAAGACUUUCCUCGAUGCCACCUGCGCCGACGGAAUUCGCGCAGAGGUUAUGUUUCCCUCUUGUUGGAAUGGAGUGGAUUUGGAUAGCGCAAAUCACACAACUCAUGUCGCGUACCCAGACCAAAUCCAAAAUGGGAUAUGUCCAGAGGGAUAUCCAGUAAAAAUACCCACCUUGUUCUACGAGACAAUCUAUCAAACCAAUCUUUUCAACGGCACUGACGGGGAGUUUACAUUUGCCAAUGGUGACCCUACUGGGUACGGCUAUCAUGGAGAUUUCCUGUGCGCCUGGGAAGAAGGGGUAUUACAAAGUGCCAUCAACGACCCUGUCUGCAAUCUUCCGAUCGGUGCUGCGGGCAACCAGGAAGACUGUCCAAUCUUCAAAGUCCAAAAUCCGGAUGUUGGUACACAAUGCCAGAUGGAAGUGCCUGAGGUUCUUCAAUCCGAGCAGAUCAACUUCGUCCAACAACUACCCGGCAAUGUGCAAGUUCAGGCCGGACCUGCGCCUGCUACGAUUGGACCAAUACCUGGGGCUCCAGCACCGACCAGCACUUCUUCACCAUCUGUCGCAAACACCAUCAUGUCAGCUCCAGGAGGACAAACUCCUGGAUCUACGGCUAUCAUGUCGAUGUCUUCGCCCGCUGUCACCCCGUUGGCAACGCCAAGCACAUCCAACAGCCAGUUCACAACCACAACCAGCUACAUGAGCAACGGUGUUAUGGUGAAUCUGAUCCUGAUUGAAGAAUUCGUGACUGUUACCUUGACAGAUGGUGCCAGUCCGACAAACAACAAACACAAACGCCAUGCGCACAAUCAUGGCCGCAGAAAUGGAAGAGAUCGGCUGUAA
Molecule: messenger RNA, 1455 nt
Organism: Fonsecaea multimorphosa CBS 102226
Lineage: Eukaryota; Fungi; Ascomycota; Eurotiomycetes; Chaetothyriales; Herpotrichiellaceae
Exons: 3
Coding region: 1-1455 (484 amino acids)
Source: RefSeq, a predicted model, not a curated record